Caenorhabditis angaria is the source of this 435-nucleotide messenger RNA. Lineage: Eukaryota; Metazoa; Nematoda; Chromadorea; Rhabditida; Rhabditidae. The record is from the annotation of a GenBank genome assembly.
AUGAGUUCCUAUGUUACAAUCAGAAGUGUCUCAACAGCCGGUAGACGGCCGUCUGAUUCUCAUCUAUCUUCCGAUUCUCAUCUACCUUAUUUCGCAAUAUUGAUAUUUGUGCUGUUUUUAGAAACUACUAAUCAAGAAAGAAUGGAUGCUGCUCUUGCUGACACUACCAACACAAUGACCGGAGAAACCACUGUUCCAGUUGAAAAUAUCAAGACCACCACUACCGAAGAAACAACUCCAACUACUGCUGAAACUUCCACCGCUGCCACCACAGAGCUCACUUCCGAGGAAAAGUCAGUUUUUUCUCCUGAAGAAUUUUAAUCAAAAUUGGUUCUUAUUUCUAGGGCUACACAAUCGAAGAACAACUUGACAUCUGGAAAGCGUCUUUUGUUGAGAAGCGAAUUCAGCAAGGCUGCUGAUUAUAGUUGGACAUGA